Messenger RNA from Spodoptera exigua (beet armyworm), 1583 nucleotides. The record is from the annotation of a GenBank genome assembly. NCBI's taxonomy places the organism in Eukaryota, Metazoa, Arthropoda, Insecta, Lepidoptera, Noctuidae.
UGAACUCGCUGAACUCAAAUGGUAGAAAGAAACGGUGGAAACAUUGAUUUGAUGACGGACGAGAAAUCGUCUACUUGAUUAGUAAAAGAUUAUUUUAGAAAAACAUUAAUCCAAGUAACCGAAAAUGCCGGACCAUUUAGGAGACGAUAUGCGUAAACUCAAGGAUGCGCCAGAAGAACCAGAAAAAGAGAUUAAAUCACUCGAUGAAGGCGAUAUAGCUCUAUUAAAAUCAUACGGCCAGGGACAAUACACGAAAAUUAUCAAGGAGGUCGAGGAAGGUAUACAGACUGUGAUGAAGAGGGUGAAUGAAUUGACUGGUAUUAAAGAGUCUGACACUGGUUUAGCCCCACCAGCCCUGUGGGAUCUAGCAGCUGACAAGCAAACGCUUCAGAAUGAACAACCCUUACAGGUAGCGAGAUGCACAAAAAUCAUCAAUGCGGACUCAAAUGAUCCGAAGUAUAUAAUCAAUGUGAAGCAGUUUGCUAAGUUUGUUGUGGAUCUUGCAGACUCGGUCGCUCCUACUGAUAUUGAGGAGGGAAUGAGAGUUGGUGUGGACCGCAACAAGUAUCAGAUUCACAUUCCAUUGCCACCGAAAAUAGACCCGACAGUAACAAUGAUGCAGGUCGAAGAAAAGCCUGAUGUGACUUACAGCGACGUAGGAGGUUGUAAAGAACAGAUUGAGAAGCUCAGGGAAGUCGUGGAGACCCCAUUGUUACAUCCUGAGAAAUUCGUCAAGCUCGGUAUUGAGCCUCCUAAAGGUGUGUUAUUGUUCGGGCCUCCUGGUACUGGCAAGACUUUAUGCGCAAGAGCAGUCGCCAACAGAACUGAUGCCUGCUUUAUCAGAGUUAUUGGUUCGGAGUUGGUGCAGAAAUACGUAGGAGAGGGUGCUCGUAUGGUCCGCGAAUUGUUCGAGAUGGCGCGAAGCAAGAAGGCCUGUCUUAUUUUCUUUGAUGAAAUUGAUGCCAUUGGUGGUGCCAGGUUCGACGAUGGCGCUGGUGGCGACAACGAGGUCCAAAGAACUAUGUUGGAGUUGAUCAACCAACUCGACGGUUUUGAUCCUCGUGGUAACAUCAAGGUUCUGAUGGCCACGAAUAGGCCAGAUACCCUGGACCCUGCCCUCAUGCGUCCAGGUCGUUUGGAUCGUAAAGUGGAGUUCGGUCUUCCAGACCUUGAAGGUAGAGCUCACAUCUUUAGGAUCCACGCCAGAUCUAUGAGCGUGGAAAGGGACAUCAGAUUCGAUCUGCUGGCUAGACUUUGUCCUAACUCUACUGGAGCUGAAAUUAGGUCGGUAUGCACCGAAGCGGGCAUGUUCGCGAUCCGCGCCCGUCGUAAGGUCGCCACAGAAAAGGACUUCUUGGAGGCAGUCAACAAAGUCAUCAAAUCCUAUGCCAAGUUCUCAGCAACACCACGCUACAUGACUUACAACUAAAUCAAUGCCUUAUAAAUUAGUAUUUUAGUGCAUUCUCCUUUGUAAAAAUCAUUAGCUCUUACGUCUAAUUGAUUUUGCAAUGGUAAUGCAUUUGAAUGUAACGGAUUUUCAUUGUGCAUACAAUUUGGUUGGACACAAAUUCGUGCAUAAUUUU